AUGGCUCCCAAGAUUCUGUUUGUCCUGACCAGCUGUGGUGAGAUGAACAAUGGUAAACCCACUGGUUGGUAUUUGCCCGAGUUCGCUCGACCCUACUACCGCCUCAUAGGGGAUGAUGAGGCCAAUCCGAAGGCUGAAAUCGUCGUGGCCUCUCCUGCUGGGGGUGUGGCGCCCAUUGAUCAAGGUUCCGUCAGGAACUUCUCGAACGAUCCAAUCUCGGUCAAGUUCUUCGAUUCCAAGAAGGCGCUUUGGGAGAACACGAAGCCCCUGGAGGACUUCCUUGGGAAGGCAUCCGAGUUCGACGCCAUCUUUUAUCCUGGCGGCCACGGGCCCAUGUUUGACCUCGUCAAGGACGAGGACUCUCUCAAGUUGAUUGAGGAGUUUUACAAGGCCGGCAAGACUGUUGCAGCUGUCUGUCACGGCCCUAUCGUUUUCGUCAAUGCCACUGUGGACGGCAAGCCACUUCUCGAGGGCCGGAGGGCAGCCGGAUUCAGUAACGCAGAGGAAGAAGCUGUUGGUCUAACUGGGGCUAUGCCUGUUCUGCUCGAGGACGAAGUCAAGCGAGUCGGUGGUGAUUAUGUCAAGGCCGAGGCGCUCUGGAAGGAGAUGGUGGUUGUGGAUGGGCAGAUUAUCACUGGCCAGAACCCCGCAUCUGCUCAGGGUGUCGGCGCUGCGUUGGCCACCGCCGUCGGUUAG
Molecule: messenger RNA, 696 nt
Organism: Aspergillus aculeatinus CBS 121060
Lineage: Eukaryota; Fungi; Ascomycota; Eurotiomycetes; Eurotiales; Aspergillaceae
Product: type 1 glutamine amidotransferase domain-containing protein
Exons: 2
Coding region: 1-696 (231 amino acids)
Molecular function (GO): glyoxalase III activity
Source: RefSeq, a predicted model, not a curated record